CACUGAUGUGUGCAUGUGUGUACCUGUACCUGUGUGUGUGUGUGUGUGGUGUGGUAAAGUCUGUUUUUUUUUAAAAAAAAAACCAAAACUCUGUUGCUUAUCAUUAUUUUUAUGAUUAUGUGAUUAUGAUUAUUGUGGUAUCAACAACAUGUGAAUAACUUUUUCUGGACAGAAGAAAAAAAUAUCAACUUUAUUUAUCGUUACAUCUUGGAUCUAUAAUAUAGAAUUGUCAUCUGUUUUCGUUUCUUGUUUGGGGGAGGGGAAGUUUAUUUUCGAAAAUUUCUUACAUAGUAACUAAUUAUUAAUGGAAUAAUUGAAUACACAAAAAAAUAUUAGUUGCUAUGCGCACUAUAUUCAAUCCAUAAUUAUAGAACAAGAAGAAGCAGAUCAUUGAAGUUUCCUAUUUCAAUUGUGAAUCUUGUUACCAAGUAGAUCUAUGUACUAUAUAUUCAAUCUUUAAUCAUAGAACAAGAAGAAGUGGAUCACUGAAAUUCCCUAUUUCAAAGAAGAAAGUUUAUUGUCGAAAUUUUCUUACAUAGUAACUAAUUAUUAUUGGAAUAACUAAAUACACAAAAAAAUAUUAGUUGCUAUACGCUCUUCUUAGUCAUAGAAGAAGAAGAAGCAAAUCAUUAAAGUUCCCUAUAUCAAUUUCGAAUCUUGUUUCCAAGUAGAUCUAUAUACUCUAUAUUCAAUCCAUAUUCAUAGAACAAGAAGAAACAGAUCAUUGAAAUUCCCUAUUUCAAUUAUGAAUCUUGUUACCAAGUAGAUCUAUCCAUAUCAAUCCAUUCAUGAUGGAAAUAAUUCUAACAAUCUUUCUAUUCAUCAUCUAUUAUCAAAUGACUAUGGUAUAUAAUAAACCAUUAGAUAUUGAAUUAGAUACCCCUUUAACUAUUAGUUUUAAUCCCCCAAUUCAACAAAUUCAAUUAAAUCAACCAUUAAUUAUUAAAUGUGAAGUACAUUCAGCAUAUAACAACCAAAAUAUCCUUAAUAGUUAUAGUAUGUUUUUUCAAUGUCCAUUAUCACCAUGGGGUAAAUUUUGUUUUCAUAAUUGUCAAUCAGCAUGUAUUAGUGAAAAACCAAAUCAAUGUCCUAAUGAAUAUGAAUUAAGUCUUAUUAAAUGUCGUACAUCUAUUACUAAUCAUGGUUAUUUAUUUUAUGAAUAUACAAUACCUAAUUUAACUAAAACAUGGUUAACCUAUAAGGGUAAUGGUAAUAAUGAUACUGUUACCAUGGAUACUAAUCAAGUAGAUGGUUUCUCAUGUAAAAUAGCUGGUUUACAAACACCAUUAAUUCCUUUAAGAAUAAUGAAUACGAAUGAAAUACCACCAAUAAAAAUAUUAGAAUCAAUAAAGACAAAAGAAUCAUUCUUGUCACCGGGUACUCAAUCGAUUAUAUCUAUGGGAACUAAUUUUAAUAAAACGAUAUCGAAUGAAUAUCAUGAAUUAAGCCAAAUAAAAAAUGGAAUGAAUCAAUCUAUAAAAGGAAUUAAUUAUGAACUUAAAGCUGCUUUAACACGUGAAAUAUUAAUUAUUGGUGCAAUUAUCAUAGUGUUCAUUUCAAUUAUACUGAAUGUGUUCUGUUGUAUUCGAUGUGCAUUAAUUCGUCAAUAUUCCAAAUCUAAAGAUCGUCCACAUAUGCAACAUUUAUUUUGUAUGGCUGAAGAAAUACGUAAUGCCCGUAUUGUUAAACAAAUUAAUGGAAAAGGUUAUAGUUACCGUGAUAAGAUAGACCAUGAACACCAACACCAACUCCAACAACACCAACAACAACAUCGUUUAACUAAUUACCUUCAUGAUGGUCAUAAAACUAGUGGAAGAGGUAGUAGUCUAUUUUUAAUGAAUAAAAUUCAACCACAAUCUAAUAAUUAUGAAUCUUAUCAACCAUCUAUUGAUUAUGGAUCAGAAUAUUUAAAUAGUUUAAAUUGUCAUGGACUUAUAUUAAAUGAUAAUCAAUCAUCAAAUGGUUUAUCAAAUGAUAUACCAUUAAGAUAUUUACCAGAUGGUAAAUCAGGUAAUAGACAAUCUAUAUCAGCAUUUUCACUUAUACCUGGUCAAUUACCAAUAUCAUGGAUUAAUCAUACUACUAAUAUAGAUACUCAUCGACGAUCAAUAUCUAGUAUCCAACGUAAUGGUACCACUAAUAAUUCAUUAAUUUCAAAUCAUUCAUCACAACAACAAAUUACUGAAGCUGUUACUAAUUUCUAUUUACAACAUCAACAACAUUUUAAAGAAUUACAAAAUCAUUUAAAUAAUCAGAAUAAUAUCAUAGAAAUGAAUCCUUUGAAUUCAGAUGGUAUUAAUUCAUGUAUUGAUAGUAUUGGUCAACCAGAUUCAAGUAUAUUAUCAGAAAUCAAUAUAAUUCCAUCAAAUUCAAUUAAUUGUGAAUCACCAAUAAUCAAUAAUCAUCAUCAUCAAAAUAAUCAGAAUCAAUCUUUCAUAAAGAAUAUAAUACCUUCUAUAAAUUCAUCAAUCAAUCAAUCAUCAACUUAUAUGAUACCAAUGGAUUCAACUAAUCAUUUAAUACAAAAUUAUUCAUCAUCUAAUAUAAAUCGUACACAACCAAUUGGAUCAUCACAAUCACAAUUAAUUACAUUAAUCAAUAAAUUACAUAAUAGUAAUAAUAGUAAUAUUACUACUAAUAAUAAUAGUAAUGGUAAUAGUUUAGUUCAUAAUGAACAAACUUUUAAUGAUACAUUAAAUUCACAAUCAGAUAGUGGAGCUUGUACUGGUAGUGGAAAAAUUUCAAUCAAUUCAUCAUAGAAUAUAUAAAAUAAACAUUGAUUAAAUGUCAUGACAACAAAGAGAAAGGGAGGGGGUAUUUAGGGAGAGAGAGAGGGGGGGUUGGAGGGAGGGAAAGGAAAACUUCUCGAAUAAUCAAUCAAAAUAAUAUUCAUUUUUUUUAUUUUAAAGUUAUAAUCUUUUACUUUUAAAAUUUAAUUUCCAAGAUAAAUGGAAAUGUUUCUUUAAAAAAAAUACAUAUACUAGUCAUGAUUUUCACAGUUGGAAUACAUAAACAAACAAACAAACAAACGAACAAAUAUGAAAAACCAAACCAAGAUUAGUUACAAUGAAUCUUGUUUUUUUUUCUAUCGUAAUAGAAGAAUUUGUUUCUUGUUUUUAUCUGAAAAUCAAGUUUUAUUCGAAAAAAAAGUAACGUUUUCCUAAAUAAAAAAGAAAUCACUUUCUUCAACCAUUAAAAAUUUUAUGUAUUUAGUUAUACUACUGAUUAAUUAAUAAGUGCCUUGUUUAUUUAUAUUAAAAUUUUCAUGAAUGAACAUGAAUCAUAAAUACUAUAUUGCAUGGUUAUCAUUAGGGAAUAUUAUAUUUCGUUAUUUCGUUUAUGAUUUCUUUUUUUUCAAAAAAAGAAUGCUUGGAUAAGAAUCUUUCUAUAAUAUCAUUUUGAUUUGUGAUAAUCUAUAAAAAGUAAAAUGACGGUGGAUUUAACU
Messenger RNA from Schistosoma rodhaini, 3445 nucleotides. Lineage: Eukaryota; Metazoa; Platyhelminthes; Trematoda; Strigeidida; Schistosomatidae. The record is from the annotation of a GenBank genome assembly.